CUCAGAACAAGCUGGACAUUUUGAAUCACCUUCAUAACGAUUGCUUCGAAAGCUUUGGAGAAUAUCUGGCAAAAAGAUUUUGGGGCAGCUUCAAGUCUAUGCUGCAAGGAUCAGGCGGCUGCUUUCCUACAAGCCUAUCGCUGGGGCAAUUCAGUUGCUCGCCACUUAUCGAAUCCUCUAGUCCCUAAGUUCUACAUUACUUCAGGGCGAGAGUCCGGAAUUCCUGCUACCGUAUGUAAGCACAAGUCCUUUGAGCAGGCCCACAUUUGUCUGCGCAAGUAUAAUGGAUCUUACCAUACUUCAUUGAGGACCGUUUACCAGCAGGCAUGAUGGCAGGGCAGGAAUUUGGGAUACCUUUGAAACUCGCUGACUUGGAGGAUGGGGAUGGGCCGUUCGCUCUGAAGGAGCUUGAUGAGAGAGCUAUCUCUGCACCCCACGAACUUGCAAAGACAAUCUCCCAAGAGCUUGGUUUCAAGGAGGUGGUGGACAUUGAGCAAGAAGAGAUCUUUGCCCCAGUCUACUCCCUUGUGAGACACUUUACAAAACUGCCGGCGACUGCCAAGGUCCUGUUGGUGGACACUCUGUGCACAAACCUCCUUCUUCUCAACCCGUCCAUUCACUCCCUGGUCACGUCCACCAAAGACAGCACAGAAGACGGGGGCGCCGAGGGCUACGCCUCGCUGCUCCAGUCCCACAGGAACGCCCUCAAGAUCUACGUGCUGUUUCUUCAUGAAAUCUGCGCCGCCGAGGAGAAGGAAGCGCCGGCGGCCGCGGCUGAGAAGGCGGCCACAGCGCCUCCAGGAGGAAGACGGAGAGCCCCCAGCAAGAAGAAUGCGGCCAGCAAUUGGGACUGGGACUUCCAGCGGCCCCGUGUGAUCCGGCCCCUGGCGGGGGCGCUCGAGGCGGACCUGAAGGAGCUGUACCGCAUGGAUCAACCAGAGGAGGCCCUGUUGCAGCUCUUCACAAGGACCGCCUUUCUGAUGCUCGAGAACCCGGCUGUCCCGCGCGACCGCGACGCCGACUUCAAGUCCGACGUGUACAAGAUCCUCGCGCUCUGCUGCGCCAAGUACGACCACACGCUCCCCGUCACCACGACGCUCAUCCACUCCCUCCUCAAGUACGAGCACUCCCCCGGCCCGCUCGCCGAAGUCGCCACUCUAGUUGCGACCAAGUACGAUGACCCCCGGCUCGCAGCGGCGGUGCUCCGCGAAAUCGGCCAGAUGGACCCCCGCGAGCUGUUGCGCGACGUGGGCGGCGCGAAGAACGUCAGCGCGUUUCUAGUGGAGCUGGCGGAGCGGCUGCCGAAGAUCGUGGCGCGGAACUUCAGUCUCGUGAUGGUGCAUAUGAACGGGGAGCAGUACCAUAUGCGGAGCGCGCUGGUGAUGGUUCUCGGGCGGAUCGUUGCGAAGGCGUUCGACGAGAAGGAGGAGAACACGGCUGCGGAGCAGGCACGGCUCAAGUCCAAGCAGGCGUUGCUCGACGUUCUUCUGGAACGGGUGCGCGACGUCAACUCCUUCACGCGCACCCGCGUUCUGCAAGCGUGGUCGUACCUGUGCGAAGAGAACCAGGUGCACCUCGGGCUGUUCAACCGCGUGACCGAGAUUGCGACCGGACGGCUCGAGGACAAAGCGUCCAACGUCCGAAAGGCGGCGCUUCAGCUGCUGUCGACGCUGAUCGUGUGCAACCCGUUUGCGUCGGACUUGCGGGUCGCGCCGUACGAAUCCACCCUCCGGACGUUCCAAGAAAAGUUGGACAAGGCCGAAGAGGACAACCGUCCGAGCGACGAGGAGCUGCUGGCCGCCGCGUUUGGUCCAGGCAGCGGCGGAAUCCGGGCCGGAGAGCAAGCGGAACGGAACCCGGAUACGGAAAACGGAACUGGGGAAGCGUCGGCCGACGAAGACGCGGUUGAAGACGGAACGAGAACGGAUGCUCCUGCGGAACCAGACCUUGAGCCGGACCAGGAACCCAGUUCUCAGUCAACGCAGCCUGAGCCUGAAUCCAACUCGCAAUCCACGCAACCAGAGGCGGCAGGGUCUGAGCAGAAUGCCGCGUCCCUAACCCGGCUUCGGGCAAUGGUGGCCAGUCUGGACGCUGCUGUCAAGUUUACGAAGCAGUUAGCGAAAACCAUGCCGGUUUUCGACAAGCUGCUGGCGUCGGCAUCGGUCACUGACGUCACAGAGACGAUCCAGUUUCUGGAGCUGGCCAAGAGCCGUAAGUGCGAGGACGUGGACGACCGGUUGCGGCUCAUGCUGCCCCUGAUUUUCUGCCGGGAGGCCAGCGUGAGGGAGGCCGUCUCCGCCGCAUGCGAGAAGCUGUACGUCAAAGUCUCGGAAGAAGGCACCGGGCAGCGCGGCCUGGCGGACCCCAAGCUGGCGGCCAAGAACCUGGUGGGCCUCACCAUGGGCGCGUCCCUCGGAACGCUCGCGUCGCUCGAGGCGAUCGUGGUGGACUUCAUGCACCGGGAGCUGAUCACACACGGCAUGGUGCGCGCGCUUUGGGACAUUUUCGAGGGUCGCGGCGAGGCCAUCACCCCCGCGCACAGCCGCGGCGCGCUCGCCGUCCUUACCAUGGCCGCCAAGGGCAACCCUGACGUCAUCACCUCUAAGCUCGACUCGCUCCUGCGGCACGGCCUCGGGCCGCGCGCCCAAAAGGACCCUCUCAUGGCGCGCUACACGUGUGUCGCACUUCAAAGGAUCGCCCUCGGUGGCGAGCGCGAGAAACUAGAGUCGCGAGAUGCGGUCUUCGGCGCGCUGACGUGGCUGGUCAAAAGCGCCCCCCUGCCGGACGAAAGCUGGUACUCGGCGGCAGAGCAGGCGGUCGGAGCGAUUUACGCUCUGCACCCGACGCCGGAGGUCGUGUGCGCAAGGCUGGUGAGAGAGAUGGCGGGGGGGGCGUUUGGGCGGAGAAAGGACACCCCCGGAGAAAGCGGGGAUGGUAUUGGCGAGCGAGAGCAAGGGGAGAAUGUUGGCGAAGGUGGGGAGAAAGAGGCGGGGAUUGUUUCAGAGGGCGAAGGGGAGACUGUGAGUGGAGACGCCGAGAGAAGGCCAGAGGAAGUGAGCGCACAGACUGGAGAGGAGCAACGAACCGGGGAAGAUGCGGACGGUCCGGCAGACGCGGUCGAAGGAGCGUCCGAAAGCGCUGACGUCACUGGGGCAGAGCAAGCGGCUUUGCCGGAGGUGGCAGGAGAAGCAGACGAACCGGACUACGGUGUGAAUGCCCCCGCUGGAGGGGCUGCAGCAGCCAAACCCACAGCCAAUGGAGCCAAUUCACAUCCGGCGGACGAUGUGUUCGGGUGCUCGGUGGGUGCGCUGAGCAGGUUCCUGUUUGUGGUGGGACACGUGGCGCUCAAGCACCUGGUGUACGUGGAGAGCUGCGCGAGGGACGUGCGGAGACUGCGCGUGGAUAAAGACAAGGAGGCGGCGCAGGCGGCAGCGGACCGAAGGGACGCGGAGCUGGCGGGGGUGGAGGUGACGCAGCAGACGCAGGAGAGCGCGGAAGAGACGGACAAAAUCAACGAGGAGCUGGGCGUCGGUUCCGCUUCCGCAGACGCACACUUGGACUCGCUCUCCGAAGCGGCGGAGCGCGAGAUCCUGUCGCCGCAGAACCUGGUGGGACACGUGGCGCCCGUCGUGGCCCGCAUAUGCCGCUCGUCGGCGCUCCUGCAGGAGCACCCGCUGCUGCGCUCGUCCGCGCUGCUCGCGCUCUGCAAGCUCAUGGCCGUCGACGCACACUUCUGCGAGGCCAAUCUGCAGCUGCUCUUCACGCUGGUCCGCAACGCCCCCGAAGAAGCCGUCCGCUGCAACUGCGUCGUCGCUCUGGGCGACCUGGCGUUCCGGUUCCCCAACCUAGUUGAGCCGUGGACGGAACAUGUGUACGCGCGCCUGCGCGACGAGUCGGUGCUCGUGCGGAAGAACACGGUCAUGGUGCUCACGCAUCUCAUCUUGAACGACAUGAUGAAGGUGAAGGGCCACAUCAGCUCGAUGGCCAUGUGCUUGGAGGACGAGGACGAGCGCAUCCGGGACCUCACCAAGCUCUUCUUCCAUGAGCUCUCCAAAAAGGGCAACAACCCGAUCUACAACCUGCUUCCCGACAUGCUGAGCCGGCUGUCGGCCGAUGCGAACGUUCCUCCUGAGAGCUUCCGCGCGAUCCUGGAGUACAUGCUGGGCUUCAUCGAGAAGGACAAGCAGACGGAGGGCCUCAUCGAGAAGCUCUGCAACCGCUUCCCCCAAACAACGGAGGUGAAGCAGUGGCGCGACAUCGCGUACUGCCUGGCGCAGCUCAAGUUCACGGACCGGGGCCUCAAGAAGCUGGUGGAGCACUUCAAGAGCUACCAGGACACGCUCUUUGACGACGAGGUGGUGGAGCACUUCCGGACCAUCAUCUCCAAGGCCAAGAAGUUCGCCAAGCCGGAGAUGAAGGCGGCGGUGGACGAGUUCGAGAAGCAGCUCACGGCGACGCAUGUCGAGAAGAAAGAGGACUGGACCACCGCGCAGAACGCCGCCCGGCGCGCGGCCAAAGGCGGCGGCGCGGCGACCGCCGGGGCGAGCCAGGAAGAGGGCGAUGCCGAUCAGUCCGCAGAGGCAGCUGGUGGCGACGAGGUUCCGGCGGAAGAGCAGACCGCAGACGCACCGGAAGCGGAUCUUCCAGCAAGCGAAGAAGAUGACGCUUUGGAGGAGGCCACGGAGCCGGAGGGACAAAAAGCAAAAGGGCGCCGAAAAGCGGCCGGCAACGGAAAACGGGCGGCGAAGAAGGUCGAUUCGGCGUCUGAGGAGGAAGACGAGAGCGAGAUUGAGGACGGGGGAAGCGAGGAUGAAAUUGAAGGUCAGGACGAUGAAAGCGGGCCGGAAAUGGCUGCGGGGUCGCCCUCCGAAACUGGGGCUAAGCGGGGAAAGGAACGGAAAAAGGCGACCAGGAGAAAGGUGGUGGAGUCGGAGGAUGAGGACAGCGGCCUCGGGAGCGAGAGCGAGGAGGAGGGCGAGGGUUCGAUUUCGAACGGCACGAAGGCCGGAGGAAGGGGUGAGGGGAAGAUCGCAUCGAACGGAAAGAGCAGCCGGGGUCGAAGGAGCGCGGUGCGAGCGGGUGAGGAGAGUGCGGAGGAUGAGGAAGGGUUCGACGAGAAAGGGGGGGAGGAAAUGAGUGACGGGGAAGGGGGGGAGGAAAUGGGUGACGGGAGGGGGGGGGAGGAAAUGGUUGGCAGAGAAGGGGGGGAGGAAAUUGGUGACGGGGAAGGGGGGGAGGAAAUGGGUGGCGAGACAGGAGGGGAGGAAAUGAGUGAUGAGGAAAAUGAGGUUUCUGAAGAUGAGGCGAAGAGCGAAGACGAAAAAGACACGAAAGCGGAAAAAGAGGGCGACCAGACUGCGUUUGAGACGCAGAAAGCGGUCGCCAAUUCGAGCAAGAGCCACGUUCGGAACAGCAGCGGACUGGCGGAGAAGCCAGUAAAAGAAGAAGCGUUGGGGCGGGGGGUUGGUGUGAAUAAGCAAUCUGGGGCUGGUGUCAAUAGGCGUUCAGCGGCUGGUGUGAAUAGGCCGUCUGUGAAAAGUGAGCCGGAGGAAGAGGACGAGACGGGCGAUGAGAAUACGUCCCCUCCGAACGCGGGAAAAGGCGCCCGCAAAGAGGGCUCAAAGGCAGCGAAGGCUGCGGCUGCGCACCGCCGGCGGCGCGCGAUCCUGGACAGCGACUCGGAGGAUGACACUGAGGAAGAGUCCGACGACGAGUGCGAAUCAAGCCCCAAGCGUGGGGCCCCUGCGCGGCAGUCCAAGCGCUUCUCACAGUCGUCCGAGAACGAGAGAAGACCACUUCAGCCCCUUCGGUGAUGGGGAAAUACAUGAAGGAUGGCUGUUCUGAGGCGGAUCUGCGUUCAGCCUCGCCAGGACGGGUUGCACGAUACGCCUUUUUGCUGUUCCACCUAAAUCUAUUAGGCUUUCACAAUUCUCUGUAACGCUGUUUCUAGAAGUAGGUCUUACCGGGUCCUUGCUCUUUCGAGUGUUCGGGCCAGAUGCACUCUCGUCAUCAUGACUGUGCGAGAACAUCUAACUGUCAGGCAGUGGCGCCAAACACUGCCAAAUCCUGAGAAAAGAUCAGCAU
This is a messenger RNA of Klebsormidium nitens, 6084 nucleotides long. NCBI's taxonomy places the organism in Eukaryota, Viridiplantae, Streptophyta, Klebsormidiophyceae, Klebsormidiales, Klebsormidiaceae. The record is from the annotation of a GenBank genome assembly.